AUGCAUUCUGUCAGGUCAACAGCUCUACAGUUUCUAACAACACUGUGCAUUGUGAACGGUGCACCAAUUCUACCUAAUGUGCAAACUGGUUAUGUGCCAAUAUUUGGAAACCGAAUAACACUGGAACCCAUCACCUUCACUUUCACAACUCCACCUCCAAAAGCUCACAAUCUUCUGAAAAACUUCCCAACGUUGAGGCCAUUCUCAUCUUCUGAAUUCAUGAGUGCUCUACCAGGACCACCGAUUCAGAAUAAUUUUCCACAUAAUAAUCACAUCCAGGGUAUGAUACAACUAAAUUAUGGUUUCAUUCGAAAUCAAUUAUACGAUUUAGAAUUCAAGUACGAAGUGCAAAUGCCAACUCAACCCCGGCCGUUUGUAGCACCAACACCAGCAUACAGUCAGACACAGAUUUAUAAUUCCAUGCAAGCUUCUCUCCAACAAGAUGUGUAUGCAACAUAUCGUACUAUGUGGAAACAAAUGACCGAUACUUGGUUGAGGCUACGCAGUCAUCUUCUCUCAGAAGGCGUUGAACAAGACUGGCACGACUUUUGGCGAAAAUUCACUGGAACUGUGGAGCCUUUCAUGACCACCAUCAGCAAUCAAGUUGGAAAGUUUCUGAAUGUCUUCUUGAAACAUCAGCACGAGAAAGAGGUCAAGGAAUCGACGUGGGGAUGA
This is a messenger RNA of Caenorhabditis briggsae, 675 nucleotides long. The coding region runs from base 1 to 675 and encodes 224 amino acids. The record is from RefSeq and is a predicted model, not a curated record. The transcript has 5 exons. NCBI's taxonomy places the organism in Eukaryota, Metazoa, Nematoda, Chromadorea, Rhabditida, Rhabditidae.